AUGGACACGAACAGGCUCGCGAAGGAGUUAAAGGAGAUCCAGGCGGACACGACCUCGGGGGUCACCGUCCGCGUCCUGGGGGAUAACAUGGCGCACAUGCAGGGCACGAUCCUGGGCCCCGAGGAGUCGCCGUACCAGGGCGGGAAGUUCGUCGUGGACAUCCAGCUCACGAACGCGUACCCGUUCGAACCGCCGAAGAUGCGGUUCAUCACGAAAGUGUGGCACCCGAACGUGUCGUCCGCGAACGGGGCCAUCUGCCUCGACAUCCUGAAAGAGCAGUGGUCGCCCGCGUUGUCUAUCAAGACCGCGAUGUUAUCCCUGCAAGCGCUGUUGUCCUCACCGGAACCGAGCGACCCGCAAGACGCGGUCGUCGCGAGGCAGUACCUGGACGACAUCGCGCUGUUCAACGCGACGGCGAAGGCGUGGACGGAGGAGCACGCCAAGGACGGCGCCAAGGAUGAAAAGAUGGAGAAGUUCAAAGAGAUGGGAUUCCCGGAGGUUGACAUCGUCAACGCGCUCGCGCGAGCCGCGGGGGACGAGGCGCAGGCGUUGGAGUUGCUGCUCACGGGGUUAUGA
Molecule: messenger RNA, 576 nt
Organism: Micromonas pusilla CCMP1545
Lineage: Eukaryota; Viridiplantae; Chlorophyta; Mamiellophyceae; Mamiellales; Mamiellaceae
Exons: 3
Coding region: 1-576 (191 amino acids)
Molecular function (GO): protein binding
Source: RefSeq, a predicted model, not a curated record